This is a messenger RNA of Linderina pennispora, 3023 nucleotides long. Its product is annotated as Rgp1-domain-containing protein. Gene Ontology annotation, cellular component: Ric1-Rgp1 guanyl-nucleotide exchange factor complex; Golgi membrane. The transcript has a single exon. The record is from RefSeq and is a predicted model, not a curated record. Gene Ontology annotation, biological process: retrograde transport, endosome to Golgi. NCBI's taxonomy places the organism in Eukaryota, Fungi, Kickxellomycota, Kickxellomycetes, Kickxellales, Kickxellaceae. The coding region runs from base 171 to 2897 and encodes 908 amino acids.
AUUUCAUCACUCUCUUCUUCAGACCUUUGCUCUUGGCCAUUGGAAAUUGCCUGUAUUUUUUGUUAGCUAGUUUGUUUACUACUGCCUGUUAGUAAUUAUCCCAGUCCUCUUCUGCUCUCUCUGCUUGUCUCAUUGACGCAUUACUAGACGACCCACAGGCGUUGGCAGCAAUGGGGUUGACAAUAACAGCAACGUUCGAGAAGCAGGGCAUAUACUUUGCAGGCGACACGCUCGAGUGCCACGUCCGGUUCGCCAACGAGCGGUCGACGCAGACACUAUCGGCAAUACGAGCAGCAAAUGCUCCCAGCGGCCCAGCGCGGACACAGGUUCUGGCGCCACGACAGCAGGCUGCACUGAGCUUUGCGACCAGCGCCGGGCACACAGAUACUGGCGGGCGCGUGCAGAAUGGCCUGGCAGGGGGAGCGAAUUUAGAUGGCGGGCCAGAGCAUUCGACAAUUCCCGGAAAUAGUAGGGGGCCGCGACGCAGCAGCGCAUGGACUGGCAGGAGGACCACGGCUGGCGCGAAGACUGGCGGGCUGUCGGUGUUUCCGGCGCUGGGUGAGGGGUCGGUGGCGUCGACGGAGCAUUCGCCGCGACUGGGGGCGGUUAGCAGACGCGCCAGCGGACGCAACGGGCUGGGGCUGGGGCUGGACGGGUGGAGCGACAGAAAGCCGAGCACGGUGCGGGACGGGGACCUGCGGCUCGCCAAGUCGCCGAUGCUGGGCGGUGGGCCUCAAAACCGCGCAGCCGAACCCAGCCAGUUCCCGCGGCUCAGCACAUCAUCGGUGCUCAGCAACCCGUCAGGCAGCCUGGCGUCGUGGUUCUCGCUGGGAAACCGUGCAGCAGCGCAAGAAUCGGCGCGCAGGGUGCCCAACGAUGGCACGGCUAGCGAUAGCGGCGGGCUGCUAGGCAGUCUGUGGCGGAACAUCUCGGGGUCAAAUCCGCCGUCGCGUCCAGCCACACGUGCGGGCAGCGUAGCAGCCGACGAGGGCAUGGAGCGGCUGGCGAUUGGGUUUGCUGAGGCCUCGGGCAGCCUGAUGCUGAGCCCGUCGUAUAUCAAGCCCGAGCAGAUGGACCUUCUGCUGCAGAACAGCGGCACGGCUACAGACGCCAACGGGGCAGCCAGCCCGACGCUCAUGGGCGGCGGCAUGGGCAGCAGCACGCCGACGACGCCGUCGGCCGGCAAGGCGAUCCCGCUGCUGAUCUCGUCGCCGACGGUGCUGUUCAGCGAGCUGGCGCUGGGCACGGGCGAGUCGCAGACGUUUUCGCUAAAGAUCCAGCUGCCGACGACGCUGCCGCCGUCGUUCCGCGGGCGGUCAGCGCGGGUCAGCUACGAGCUGGUGGUAGUGGCCAAGCGCAGCAUGCUCGAGUCCAGCGCAUACGUGGUGCGGAUCCCGUUCCGUGUGCAGGCGUUUGUCGAUGCCAAUGGCAAGCUGCGCGAGUAUGGGCUGGCGAGGCCCGUGCGCUUGGCACCGGACCAGUCACGUGUCGCGUUCCAGGAGUCGCAGCCAGGAGCUACGCCACGCAACCACUCGCCGUCGCUGGUCACAGACACGGCGGAGCCCAGCGCAUGCGCGGCCAGCGAGGCUGUGGUGCCGACAAGCGACGCGCUUUCAUCUGACGCCCUGUGUGCGCAGCUAGCGCAGUCGGCGUUCCUAAAGGCAAUGCUGCAGCACGUCGAGCUGGACGCGGCCAGCCGAAGCAGCGACGGAACAGUGCCUGCAAUCGACAUUAGCGGGCCGCCCGCCAGCAGCGACAGCGGGGAGCUCUCCAAGCAGCACAUCCGCGACGAGUGCCGGCGACGGGCGCCGGUGGCCUUCUCGUUAUCGCAGGGCGGGCGCGCGGUGGCCUCCGUGUGGCUGCCCAAGCGCAGCUACCAGCUGGGCGACAUGGUGUCAGGCAGGAUCGAGGUGCAUGUGGCCAACGUACAUGUCUACCAGGUCAGCAUCUGGCUCGAGAGCGUCGAGCACAUUGGCGAGCGGUUUUCCCUGCACUCGGACCAGCGGACCGAGGAGCUGACGCGCCGCGUCCACGGCGAGCACCACGAGUUCUGCCGCAGCACGCAGACCACGGGCUUUGCGCUGACCACACUGCCGGCCGCCCAGGCCAGCUUCCAGUCGGCCAUCGUCUCCAAUGCCUGGCAGUUGCGGAUCGAGCUGAUCAUCGGCAUGCCUGGUGCGUCCAUAUGCGACCUCCGCCUCAGCAACUCGACCGUGUUCCCGCCAGCCAAGCACCUGGGCUCCCGCGCAUCCGCCUCGCGCACACUGCCCAUGUCGCCGGCAUCGCCGCAUCCGCAGACCGUGGGCCGGCCCAAUGGUCUGAAGGCUGAUCGCCGAUACACCGUGUCUAUUUCGCCCAUAGCAUUGGCGACGCCGCUGACCGCACCCGCGAGGCCCAGCGAUACAGCCAGCGAAAGGCCCCCGAGGCCCCCGCACACCGCAGGGGAGGUGGAGACCACCGGCCACCCGAUGGCUCGCACGGGUUCGUCCGGACGCACGCGAUCGUCAACAUUCAGCGACAACACCGCCCAUGCGCUGCCGUCGCCGCUGCUGGUGUCACGCAAUGGCGCGAGCCGCCCGCCGACUUCAAACGGCGUAGUGCCCGGGUCGCCUGCGCUGAGGUCGGCGCCAUUGCCGCUGACCGACCAGGUGCCAAAAACACCAGGCAAAUUGUCGCCGAUCAUCGAGGCCAGCUCGCUGCCGCAGACGGCGCCGCUGCCGACCCACGCGCCGAAGCGGUCGAUGCGGCGCCGCUUCGACAUUGUCCCAGCCGUACACACACAGACGCUGUCAUGCACUGUAGCCGUGCAGAUGCAUCCGGCGCUGGCGCGACCGCCGGGCACCGGCCGCUCGUUCACCAUUGACCUGUCGCAGCGCGGGCUGCAGACCGGCAGAUAGACUUUAUGCUCAAAUUUCUAGACUUUUGCGACUGUGAAUGAAAACAAAAACGUAUAUGAGGCACACACAGCCAAAAAAAACGGCUCUUGCUUUUCGUCUACUCGGCCAGCUCGCCGUCCUCGGACA